Molecule: messenger RNA, 1128 nt
Organism: Trichoplax adhaerens
Lineage: Eukaryota; Metazoa; Placozoa; Uniplacotomia; Trichoplacea; Trichoplacidae
Exons: 9
Coding region: 1-1128 (375 amino acids)
Biological process (GO): gamma-aminobutyric acid signaling pathway; G protein-coupled receptor signaling pathway
Cellular component (GO): G protein-coupled receptor heterodimeric complex; membrane
Molecular function (GO): G protein-coupled GABA receptor activity
Source: RefSeq, a predicted model, not a curated record
AUGAUCAUUAAAGGAAAGAAAUUAUCUCCAUUAGCAAUAUCGCUAUUCUUAAUUUGGAUCGCUUCACCAAUAAUUGAGGGCAAGAAAUGGAAAACCUUAACCAUUGCCGGUUUUCAGCCGCUUUCUGGGAGUACAGUAUCUUACAUUGGAAAAAUCACUUUACCAGCCGGGCAGUUAGCUAUUAAGGAUAUUAACGCAAGACCAGAUAUUUUACCUGACUACAAUCUAACAAUGGAGUUCUGGAAUACGGAGUAUAAAUCUUGGGUUGCAACUAAAAGUUUCAUAGAUGCUAUCAAUAAUCCGCCCAUUAAAAUUGCUACUUUUGGACCACUGACUACGGUUGGCUCUAGACCGGUAGCUUCAUUGACUAAAUAUUGGAAUCUAGUCACGGUAACCAGUGGAGUGAGCUCUGCUGCUCUAAUUAACAGAGAUAUCUAUCCUUAUUUCUUUACGACUGAAACAACCGACGUAACUCUUAAUCCUAUUCGAAUAGCCAUGCUGCGACGAUUUAAUUGGACUCGGAUUGCUACGAUCCACCAUAUCUCAGAGCUACAAGAAAUAUAUAAAUCUUGGGUUGCAACUAAAAGUUUCAUAGAUGCUAUCAAUAAUCCGCCCAUUAAAAUUGCUACUUUUGGACCACUGACUACGGUUGGCUCUAGACCGGUAGCUUCAUUGACUAAAUAUUGGAAUCUAGUCACGGCCGCUAAAAAUUUUAUCAGAGAUGCAGACAAACUAAAUUUCACUUUGAUCACUACAGAAGCUUUUUUUACUUCUCCAGUAGAACAACUCAAAAGCAUUAAGUGGAGAGCAUUUCGUACAGAUGCUAAUGUUAACUGCACGUCAGAGCAAUUGGAAUUAGCAAUGUCAUCCUAUUUUACCUUUAAUAAUGUCGAGCUUGGUUCUGAUGAAACGACAGUCUCAGGGAUGAUUUAUGAGAAUAAAAUCUAUUGGAUAGGUGGAGCUGUACCCGCUGAUACGGUUUCAGUUGAAGUCAGAAUUAUUGGUGUUUCCCAGCAUGUCUUUAUCACUGUAAAUGUACUGGCAAUCGCGGCAAUAAUUUUGGCAAUUGUUUUCCUUUCGCUUAAUAUAAUGAAAAGAAAGCGAAAGAUGUUUCUUGAUAUCAAUUAA